ACCAAUUUAUGCUUUUUUGACAAUUUAUCAUCAUUCAUCGUCAAAAUUUCUGUGUACUUAAACAUGACCCAAUCACCCCCUGUCGACCUCUACUUUUAUGUAAAAUGUGCCAAGCCCCUGAUUUUCGCCCUAUCGUCCCUCUCAGACAGAUCCCUGGCUUGUGCUUGGCUCAAGCGUUUGGUCGAGGACUCCUCUCUCUCCGAAUUACAGAAGAAUAAUUACGUCAAACUCCUAAUCUACUUCCUCCAGAAACGCAAACUGGGCCCCCCUUUCAACAAGCACCCCUCGAAAAUCAGAGACUUGGCUGAGACGCCUGAAGUUUGUCGGAGUGAUGAAAACCCCCGGGCGCGGUUAUACGCGUGUGACUUUUCGGGGGAUUUACUCAAUUAUGUGGCUUAUCAGGACAUUGAGGAUUUCGGGGUGCAUUGCUAUUACGCCAUGUCUAGACAGCCGAUAACGUUUUGGGACAGGUUUGAUAAGAGUCUUUUUCCCUCAGGGAUUGAUAAGAAGCCCCAAGGGCCGGAUUUGGGCGACGAAGACGAGCAAAUAAAGAUGGCGGUGACAGAGGACAGGGAGUUGGAGGAGAAGAAGAACGAUUUCGCCACGAAGCUGGAACGGAGGGUCAGGGGGGACGGCAAAAGGGUCAUGUUUCUGGUGGCGCCGAUCGAGUCCGACGAGAGGAUCCCCCCAAGUUGGGGCUCGAACCUCCUCCACCCCCAUUGACAAUCUUGACAAAUAAAUCAUUUGUUUCACGUUGCUUAGCUACUAAAAUAAAUAAUCUUUCAAAAGUCA
Molecule: messenger RNA, 792 nt
Organism: Tribolium madens (black flour beetle)
Lineage: Eukaryota; Metazoa; Arthropoda; Insecta; Coleoptera; Tenebrionidae
Exons: 4
Coding region: 64-723 (219 amino acids)
Source: RefSeq, a predicted model, not a curated record